This is a messenger RNA of Arvicanthis niloticus (Nile rat), 4081 nucleotides long. NCBI's taxonomy places the organism in Eukaryota, Metazoa, Chordata, Mammalia, Rodentia, Muridae. The record is from RefSeq and is a predicted model, not a curated record.
AGAACACCGGAGCCCUGAGCGUAGUACCGCCCAGCAGCGUGCGGUGAUUUGAAAGCUCGGCUCGCACUUAGCGGACUUCAGAAGUAGCGGGUGGCGCAGUCCCCGCCCCCUUAGCCCCGUCCCCGCCCCAGACCCUGAGGCAGCCACCUUAUCCAGAGUGCUCGCAGGCUCUGCGUGCAGACUGUGAAAGGCAGCAAGCUUUCCCGCCCUUGGAGCAGGCCGGCCGCCCUCAUGUCCACUCUGCUGAUCCAUCAUCCCCAGUAUGCCUGGCUGCAAGACCUGGGGCUCCGCGAGGAAAACGAUGGAGUGUAUAAUGGAAGCUGGGGAGGCCGGGGAGAGGUAAUUACGACCUAUUGUCCUGCUAACAAUGAGCCAAUAGCAAGAGUCCGACAGGCCAGCAUGAAAGACUAUGAAGAAACCAUAGGGAAAGCCAAGAAAGCUUGGAACAUCUGGGCAGAUAUUCCUGCCCCAAAGCGAGGAGAAAUAGUCAGAAAGAUUGGCGAUGCCUUGCGGGAGAAGAUCCAGUUACUGGGAAGACUGGUGUCUUUGGAGAUGGGGAAAAUCUUAGUGGAAGGGGUGGGAGAGGUUCAGGAGUACGUGGACAUCUGUGAUUACGCUUCUGGCUUGUCAAGGAUGAUUGGAGGACCCACCUUGCCUUCUGAAAGACCUGGCCAUGCUCUCAUCGAACAGUGGAAUCCAUUAGGCCUGGUGGGAAUCAUCACUGCCUUCAAUUUCCCUGUGGCUGUGUUUGGCUGGAACAAUGCCAUAGCUCUGAUCACAGGGAAUGUCUGCCUUUGGAAAGGAGCACCAACAACUUCCCUCGUUAGUGUAGCAGUCACAAAGAUCAUAGCGAAGGUUUUGGAGGACAACCUGCUACCUGGUGCCAUUUGUUCCCUGAUUUGUGGUGGAGCAGAUAUUGGCACAACAAUGGCCAGAGAUGAGCGUGUGAACCUGCUGUCCUUCACUGGCAGCACUCAGGUGGGGAAGCAGGUGGCCCUCAUGGUGCAGGAGAGGUUUGGGAAAAGCUUGUUGGAGCUUGGAGGAAAUAAUGCCAUUAUUGCUUUCGAGGAUGCAGACCUCAGCUUGGUUCUUCCAUCGGCUCUCUUUGCCGCCGUGGGAACAGCUGGCCAAAGGUGUACCACUGUGAGGCGACUGUUCCUGCACGAGAGCAUCCACAACGAGGUUGUAGACAGACUGAAGAAUGCCUACUCACAGAUCCGUGUUGGGAACCCCUGGGACCCCAAUAUUCUCUAUGGACCGCUUCAUACCAAACAGGCUGUGAGCAUGUUUGUGAGAGCUGUGGAAGAAGCAAAGAAAGAAGGAGGCACAGUGGUCUAUGGGGGCAAGGUCAUGAAUCACCCUGGCAAUUACGUGGAGCCCACCAUUGUGACCGGUCUUGCCCAUGACACGCCCAUUGUUCACAAGGAGACUUUUGCCCCAAUUCUUUAUGUCUUCAAAUUCCAGAAUGAAGAAGAGGUCUUUGAAUGGAACAAUGAAGUAAAACAGGGACUUUCAAGUAGUAUCUUUACCAAGGAUUUGGGCAGAAUCUUCCGCUGGCUUGGACCUAAAGGUUCAGACUGUGGCAUUGUGAACGUCAAUAUUCCCACCAGUGGGGCUGAGAUUGGCGGUGCAUUUGGAGGAGAGAAGCACACCGGUGGUGGCCGGGAAUCUGGCAGCGACGCCUGGAAGCAGUACAUGCGGAGAUCUACAUGUACCAUCAACUACAGCACGGCCCUCCCUCUGGCUCAGGGAAUCAAGUUUGAGUGAUGCUGGGUCAGCUUGGCAUCACUUAGCCAUUCCUUCGGCUGCUCUGAAGAAGCCUGAGAGGACUCUGAUUUGCCCUGGAUAAAUGAUCGCUUUGAGGACAGCAGUGACUAAUCCCCAGUGAUCCCAGACCCCUGACUAAAUCAAGAUACUUAUCAAAAAUUCAAAAUUAAAUAUUAACAAUCUAGCUACAUAGCAAAAGAUAGGUUUGGUGAGUUUUAUGUCACUGAUUACUUUUUAAUUACAGCUAAUCAUUUCUUAGUAAAGUAAUGCCAUCAUAGGAGGUUGGGGGCAUGAAAAACGGAAUAGAGAGGAAGAAGUCUUUGCAGUAGAGAGAUGAAGAGUCUUCUGAGUAGUGCUGAGUAUUCAUGGUCCCCUCCUGGUAGGGACUGAGGGGGAGAGGUGCCCCUCACAUGCUGGAGCACAGUUUCAUGUACAUGAUUUGCAGUGUUCUAAAUGACAGUGGGUCAUUGUUGGGUGAGGUGAGGGACUGAACAGAGUUGUGAAUGGUUGCUGGGCAUGUGUGAAGUCCUGGGUUCAAAUCCUAGCACCGCAACAACAAAAAUAAUGCUCUAAUGACAAAGGCUAUUCACCCAGUUAUGACUGCUCCUGACUGUGUCAGCCAGAAAGGAAAUGUGACAGUCCUUCGUUCUUGUCCCAGGACUUGCUGGGAACUUUGGGACUGAAGUUGCUCAUGAAAGCACAUCUGGAUGCCUUGAGUCACCUCAGACUAUGUGGCAGAGCUGCAGGCUUCUGCAGCUGCUCAUGGUUUUCUUCUCAGCCUGAGUGUUCACUGGGCACUCAGGGAAGGUCACUGCUGAGAGUCUAUGGUCUCACUGGGAAGCUGUGCUGGCCACAGAGGUCCCUGUUCUCAAGUGGUGCUGACACGCUAUACUUCUGCAUAGCAGUCACCACUGGGCCUGCUCCUGCCACAUUGGGCUCGUGGAGAAACCUUUGGGGAAUAGGACAUUGUAGGCAACCUGAGUUAUCAUGUGGAAAGAUUUGGACAAUAGAAAUCUGGGGGAUGAGUUAGUGUGAGGAAGAAGCAGGUGGAACACUAAUUAAUAUGUUAAUAUAGUGAUAUGAUACAUUUAUAUAAUUAAAUUUGCAAUAGAUUUGACUAUAAAAGUUAAAGAGGCUGUAAAUAUAGUUCAGUUAGGUAGACUGCUUGCCACUCAUCGCCUGGGAUUCCAUCUCCAGCACUGCACUACAUUAAUAGGAAUAUAUAAAUCUAAGUCAGGUCUGUUAUAAAGUUAUACAUGCGCAUUCAUACUGUGAGUAGCAUUGACUUGGGCGUGUCCUUGCCAUUGCUGGAUAUGAGCCAAGUCAGAUACUGAUGUUGGACUUGAGUGUGUGGCCGAGAAGGGUGAGGGUAGGAACAGUUCAUUUCUUAGGAAGAAUCGACAAUGCUUCCAUUACUAAGGAAGGAACUGACAUGGCUUGCUACGAUCUGGAGGUGGGCUCUCAAUCAUCGCUAUGGCCGCAAGGGCAGAUCGCUUUUUGUUGUUGUUGUUUCAGACAGGGUUUCUCUGUGGACCAGGCUGGCCUUGAACUCAGAAAUUCACCUGCCUCUGCCUCCCAAGUGCUGGGAUUAAAGGUGUGCGCCACCACCACCCGGCUUCGCUCUUUUUCAUAACACACACAGAAUGCAAUGAGCUGACCAGUGUCUGAUGCCUGCAUUAGAACUAAUUUUUUUCCUUGAGGCAGGCUUUGGGUUUUGGCCAGUGAAAGCCUGGGUUUAUAGGUAUGUGUCACCACCCAGCUUUAUUCUUUAAAGCAAGAGAAUGUAUAAUUUUGAAAAGAAUUAAAGAGGAAAAUGAAGUUGGAGAAUCAGGAACAGGAGUGUGGCGUGGUCUCCAUACCAGAUAAAUGGGCAUGGCGGUGCAUACCGGAGAUCCCAGCAUCUGAGAGAUCGUGAGUUCUAGCUCAUCCUUUGAAACAUGAGCUCGUGUCAUGAUGAACAAAAACAAACCAUAAAUACAAUCAAGAUCAUGCAGCAACCCUGGCUGGCCUUGAACUCGGAUCCACCUGUGUUGCCCCACCCCCACUGGGAGUAGAAGUCUGCACUUUCUCACUUGGCCACUGCUCAUUUUGCUCAAAAAACCUUUCAGUUAGAUGUUUAAGGAGCUAUGAUGAUGUGGCCACACGUGACAGUGGCAUUUAUGCACAGUGUUCCGGAGGUGACAAGCAGCUAGAAUCUUGGUCAAAACUGACUCGGAAAGUUUCCUUUGAAAUUUCAUUAUUUUUAUGUGUUUCUGUCACAAGGGCUCUAUCUUUGUCAUAAUGGUUUUAUUAAAACAUUUGUCUUUUUUUCUUG